AUGUCAUUCCGGCCGAUGUUGCAACAGCGGGCUGUGGCUCCCAUCGCAGCCUCUCUCCUCGCGGGAGGCAUCGCCUUGUAUCCCAAGAAGACGGCGUUCGCAGAAGAGCCCCGUGAUCAUCGCAAACCUAUCUACGAUGACAUCCCCUCCGACAUCCCCGAAGCUGUUAAACCCACCCAGCCUGCCGCACCUGCCGCGCCUGUCGUUUCCAAGUUGACCUCUGCACCCGCUGCGCAACAAGCUUCCUCUUCGCCUACCCCGACAGAUAUCCUGACCGCUCAGGUCCGACAAGCUCGCCUCUUCCUCUACUCACACUCCCUUGCCGCCGAGCAGGGCUUCAACAACUUCCUGUCCAGGGCCCUCAACAUCGAAAACUGCUUCACCAACACCGUUGCCUCGCUCGCACCUUCGCCCGAGUCCGGCGAGCGUCUCCUGCCUGGCGGUGUCUACGUCGUCGUGGCCGCCAUGGCCGGCUCCAUUGUCUCGCGUAACCGUGGCAUCUUCCUCCGCACUACAUCGCCCCUCGCCUUCGGCACUGCUGCUGCCUACAGUCUUCUUCCCGUGACGAUGCGCAAUGUUGGAGAGCUUGUUUGGGAGUACGAGCAGAAGGUUCCUGCCGUUGCUGAGCAGCACUUGGCCAUCCGUGAGCGUGCGGAGCACAUCUACUACACCGGUGUUGCGCACAGCGGAAUGGCGCGCCAGAUGAUGGAGGAGAAGAUUGGUGAUGCUCGGAAGAAGCUUGAGGAGUUGAUUAGCAAGGGUCAUUAA
This is a messenger RNA of Penicillium bovifimosum, 768 nucleotides long. RefSeq names its product MICOS complex subunit MIC26/MIC27. The record is from RefSeq and is a predicted model, not a curated record. Bases 1 to 768 code for a protein of 255 amino acids. Gene Ontology annotation, cellular component: MICOS complex; mitochondrial crista junction. NCBI's taxonomy places the organism in Eukaryota, Fungi, Ascomycota, Eurotiomycetes, Eurotiales, Aspergillaceae. Gene Ontology annotation, biological process: cristae formation. The transcript has 3 exons.